CACCUUUUCCCAAGUCUUUCACUAUUCCGCCGUCCCAGACGUUUUUUUCUUUUCUGCAAUCUUCGCACUAUCGGGGAGGUGGUGAAGAACGGAACCCUCACGAUGUUUUACCCCCGUCGCAGGUCGCCGAACCGCGCAAGUCAACCAGCUUUUAUCAUCGUGCUUUUCGGGUUCCUCUCUUACCUCGCUUCCGUCCACGCAUAUUUCAUCAUCAAUCAACCUGGCGCGUCGACCUCAUGGGCUGUUGGCUCACCGUAUCCCGUUACAUGGACAAAGGGUCUCCAGGAUGGAGUAGACACAUUCGACGUAGAGCUCAUGCGACUGUACGAGGAUGGCCUUUACCUGGUGGCCAAGAGCGUGCCUACUACGUAUUCUACACUCAACAUCCUACUUCAGGACGUCCCUGCUGGCGACGACUACUUCCUACUCUGUCUUAACUCCACCGAUGGAGUGACAUUUGGGAUUUCCUCCCGCUUCACCGUUUCCAACUCUUCGUCAUCUUCUAACCCAAGUCCGGAUCCCUCGGUUCCGACGGUCACCGUCUCCGGCACACCAGAUCCUCUCAAAGUAUUUGCGACAACACUGGGGCCUGCAUCCAACGGUGCCCAUGGACUUCUUUGUGGAAAUGAACCAGGCAUCUGGGGUGUGCUCGUCAUGAUGGGUGCAGCUGUUCUUAGCGGAGUCUGGACGUUGUGGUAAUGAUCUUGACGGCGGUUUCCAUUAACCUUGACUCACUCGUACUGUGGCGCUGUGCUCCUGGACAUUCUACACUGAUAAUAGGUAUCUCUGACUGACGUUUUGCUGUCUGUCGUUACAGCCACAUUUACAUAUACUAUCUCUACUUGUAGGUUAGUGACAGUUCACCACGCAACAAGCUUGGAUUUGUUUGUACUCAUUCCCUGGGAGAUUGUGCUGACAUCGAGUUUUGUCCCUGAGAGUGUACAGUACUUGCAUAGCAACAGACCUUCACCAGUAGUAUUUGUGCCAUGGCAGACAUUUUUGCUAAC
Pisolithus orientalis is the source of this 1007-nucleotide messenger RNA. RefSeq lists its product as uncharacterized. The record is from RefSeq and is a predicted model, not a curated record. The transcript has 3 exons. The coding region runs from base 103 to 699 and encodes 198 amino acids. Lineage: Eukaryota; Fungi; Basidiomycota; Agaricomycetes; Boletales; Pisolithaceae.